Messenger RNA from Entamoeba invadens IP1, 5649 nucleotides. RefSeq lists its product as hypothetical. Bases 1 to 5649 code for a protein of 1882 amino acids. The record is from RefSeq and is a predicted model, not a curated record. Gene Ontology annotation, molecular function: protein binding. The transcript is spliced from 2 exons. NCBI's taxonomy places the organism in Eukaryota, Evosea, Mastigamoebida, Endamoebidae.
AUGAGUGACGACGCAACCUCCUCAUUUUCCGUGGGGAUUCCUUACUUUUGUGGUCAAGUGUAUGACCCCCUUAUUCCAAUUGAUUCUUUUGUCUAUACAAUACAUGGCGAUCUUCUUACUCUUCUUGAAAAGGUUCAAAGCCAAACAGAAGAACAGAUCUACCACACUUUAAACUGUAUUUUAAAAAACCCGAUUAAUUGCGAUUAUUUAAAGCCGGAGGUGUUACUAUUAAUCAUUCACCGCUUGAAAGACGGUGUUUCCGAUCGAACGGCAUUUCAUAUGAUCGAUGUGUUAUGUCGCAAAAUAUCGUCUUAUUUUGACAAUGACCUUUUCGAGAGUUUUUUGUCCCUUUACUCCUCCAUUUCUUCGACUCGUGCUCUUCAACUAACUCAAUCCAUUUCAACCACUUUAUUGAAGAGAAACAACCCAAGAAUUUACUACGAAUUUACAGGCUUUAACACAUACAUUUCUACCGUCCUUUCUAUACACCACUUUCCAGAGACCUCUGCCGUCUACCACACCAAAUUCAAAAUGACUAAAUACGUCCAACAUACAACUCCAAUUGUGUUUUCGUUCUGUUCCAAUUCUUUUGGUAUCAAAUUACUCAUCAGCUCCAGUUCAAAAUUAAUCAUCGAGACCGACGUCCCACUGACUAAAACAGACACCUCUCCCUCCCCAAGAUCUUCACUCUUCUCUCCAAAGAGCCGAACAUCAUUCAAAGAGAAAGUUGCGCAACAAAACUACUCAAUGGCUAUGAUGAAGAAAAUUGAAACCGAUAUUAAAGUUCUCCCAGACACGUGGCACUCUAUUUUUAUAAUUCACACAAACGACAAUGCGCUGCAGUUUGUCUGUAACGAGAAGACUUCAGAGAAGUUCUUCUUACCAUAUCCAAGUAUUCACGACGACUCGGUCUUCUUGCUACAAAUUGCUGGAAGCUCGGACGAAGUUGGGAAGAACUUCAUUGGGGACGUCACAGGGUUUCAACUCUUCUUUAAUUCCUCGAGUGUUUCUGAAGUCAAUAAAUUGCAGCUGAAUGAAGUCGUGUUUGACAAUGAGACGGAGAAGUGUCUUGCUUUACAGGUUUCACCUCUCCGAUCGAUGAUGAUUGGCGAUCGCGCCUUUUUUAAGAAAGUCACGAGUGUCGUCAAUCAAGCAAUAAACAGUAACAAGGUGUCGGUCUGUUCGUAUUCAGUAUCGUCGAAUUUCAGUCCGAUUUUUGCGAUCUCGAAUUUGCGGAUCGAUGACAUGGUACUUCGAGUCGGCGGGUUGGUCCAAUUUUUUUCGAUCUUAAAUUUCGGCUUUGAUUCGGACAAAUAUAACCAACUGAAUACGCCCGCCCUCUUCCAGUUAUUGUCGUCGAUCUUCAAACAGAACGACCAGCUCCGUAGUCAGUGUGAAGAGAUGCGAUUUUAUAAUAUUAUAUUACAAUACAUCUUAAGUGUCCAAAACAAAGACAUGGGAUGUGCAAUAGACUUCAUUUCAAUAUGUGUGAGACUGUUCACUAACAAUUUGAAUGAAGACUUAAAGAAGGUAGCUAUACGAUACAUGUUUGACGUUGAUAACUGGAUUGGGUCAAAAGACUGCUUGUACUACCCCGAUAUCUUAUCAAAAAUGAUCCCACCUACUACUUGUUUAACAAAUGACGUUUUUAAGUACAUCACAUACGAACAAAUGGUCACAUAUAUUAUUGCAAAUGCAGAGUCAAUGGCUUGUACAGACAAGUCCAUCUGGCUUGGGAUCAAGUGUCGCUUUAUACAGUUUUGCGUCGACCUGGUGAUCCGUUCCGAUAUCAAGAAAUUUGUGGAGAUCUGCAUAACAAUUCUCCAGACGAAUGAAAACACGCCAAUCACUAUUUUACUGCUCUUUGCUCUUCUGUGUAUUCUCUGCAACACAACACAACCACCACAAAGUCUGAAAACCUGCACACAACUUUUCAUACACUUUUUGAACUCAAAUGUCAUCGAGGUUUUCAUCUUUUCGUUGAAAAUACUUUUCAUCUUGUGUGGAGAGUCAGAGCAAGUGAUUUCAAUUGCAAGGGACGUGUUUCCUAAGACGAAUUUAUCACUCGAAGUCUUCGAGGCUGUUAUAGAAUGCUCGACGGGGAUCAUUAAGAGUGAGUUGUCUCAGGGCAUCCGUCUUGAGAAUGUCACACUAAUGAAAUACUCCACACUCUUUGUUGAGUAUUUCUUCAUAACUCUCAACGGAAUAAUGGAAAGUACAACAAAAGAAGAAUUGACUCCAAUUUUACUGAAAGAUGUCUCGACUUGUGACUUGGAUCACCCGGUCUUCAUGGCGCUGUCGAAAUAUGUUGGAUGGGAACAACCAUUGUUUCUGCUUGUAGAGUUCUUCUAUAACAAGCAAAUGGACACAGAGAAGAAUAUGGUGAUCAAAAUAAUAGUCAAAAUCCUCAUUAACUCGUUUAAAGUGUAUAACACAGUGUAUAUCACCACUCUUGUGAUUAAGAUGGAACAACUCUUUCCGAAGUGGAAAGACGCGUAUCACAUCGUGUUCUCCUUUUUCAGUGAAUUUUUGAAACACAAGCCGUUUGAGUUGACUGAGAAAGGUAUUUUGAUAUUAGAGUGUGGGAUGUUCAUAUCACAAAUAACGUGUGGGAUGUGUAAUUAUGGGAAAAUGGCUAACACCUUCUUCUUUGAAGAACAAUUUGCACUCAUUUCCAGCUUCUUUGAAGGACUCAAAAAGGACGACUUGGUGGGGGAAUUUGUCACUGCGAAGAAUCGAAAUGACAAUUUGUAUCCGAUGUAUUACUCCUUCUUCAUUAAUUUAAUACUGUCACACCUCAGGGCACUGUCAUUCAAGAACGUUACAGAUGUCAAAAAGUACACAAAUAUGUUCGACCUUUUAUGUGCGAUUUUCAAGCUAGUUCCUCCUAAGAGAAACAACGUCUUCUUUAUAGACUGGUUUGUCUUCUACUCCACUACAUUUCUUAAUACCUUAACUCUCCCCCAAGUCGAUAAGGAUGUGUUGAAGUUGAUUCAACUUAACAUGUUCUCUGCAAUUAAAAAUUUUGAAGUUCAGAAUGAAACCCUCUUUGAAUCGGCUCUUAACCUUCGCCAACAGUUACUUGGAGAAAUUCCACUUGAUUUCUCCACAAUUGAUUCUGUCGACAAAUUUACUGAUAUUUUGAAUGAGGCGUACCACACAAUCACUUCAAUGAUUGGCGUGGAAAGAAUGGUCUUUGAUAAUUACAACACUAAGACCGUCGAAUUUAAACGAGUGACGCAGACUAAAAUUCCGCCAAAGGUCAUCGACAACACGCCAAUCGAUGUCACGCGACUGUAUAACGACAUUUUGGCAUUCAAAGAGAAGGAAUACCACCGCUUUAAGAAAAUUCAGAACCGAUUUAGUAAGCCGCGGAAUUUGCCAUGUAAGGCGUUCUAUUUGAAAGGGUUUAAUAAUCCGCUGAAGCCAAUUUUCUUAGUCAAAAGUGCAGACAUCUCUGAUGUUGUCAGUUUGAACGACAAAUUCUGCGUCGAGUUUGAUUUAGUCAAAGACAUCACGUUGCCACUGAAUGCCGAAUUGUCGACGGGGUGCAUCGUAGUCUUCAUUGAUGAAUACCAGCAGGGCACCUUCUUUUUACACCAUAACAGAAUUAACAUCAAAACCAAGACCAAGUGGAUAGAACAAGAGUUAUCUGAAAUAGUCUGUAUAGUCUUGAGGAAGUUCAGAGAGACUGAAAGUGCAUGUGAACUCUUCACAACUGACAAUAAGCCCCUUUUCAUAGCUUUUUCUUCACAACAGAUCUGUCAGAACAUUUGUAAGACGCUGACUCAAUUGUCCCUCGACUUAAAGGUCUCAUUGUCUUUAGUCAACUCGUCCUCUAAAAUUUUUGCGUCUGAAAAUUAUAUGAAGGACUGGGUCGACGCAAAAAUAUCGACGUUUGAGUACCUCUGCAUCUUAAAUUUCUUUGCAGGAAGAAGCUUUGUUGAUAUCUCACAGUAUUACAUCUUCCCAUGGGUCACAUUCUCAUUCAACAAAUCAUUCAAUUACGUCUAUAACAACACCGAUGUGAUGAGAAACUUCUCAGAACCAAUGUGCGCGUUAUAUGAGGACUUCCACGACAAGAAUUUCUAUAAAUACGGCCCGUUGCCUGCCACGGCCGUCCCACUCUAUUUGUCGCAACUCCAACCGUUUGGGGUGUUACAGUCGAUAUUUAAUGCAAAUCUGAUGUCUACAAAUAACUUAUACACGGAGAACAGUACACUCAAUUUCGACUAUAAGAACAUCCACUACUCUCCUCUUAAUAACAUCAAUGAUAUCUCGAAACCUAGAUUCUGCUUUGAAGCUAUCCCGGAGUUCUAUUCUUGUUCUCCACUGUUUACUAAUGAAAAGAAUGACACAGAGAAGAUCAAAUUUAACACUGAAUUCGCUAAGAACCAAAAGCAGUUUGUGCUGUUCCACCGCAUGUUGUUAGAGUCUCCCGCGGUGUCUAAGAAGAUCAACGAGUGGUUCGACUUGAUCUUUGGGAAGAAAAUGAAGGACAAGACAUACCCAGAAAAUGCAUGUAAAAAUACACCACGGAAGAUGUCACAGCUCGUCGGGGUCUCCCCACAAAUGUUAUUCAAAACGCACCCAAAACGGAAGUUGUCAUUUGACUACACGAUCCUUGUCGAGGAAAUGCAGAAGGAAAAUCGCGUGUUGAAGGACUUAAAGAGGAAUUUGGAGUACGAGAACAUCGUAGAAAACGCGAACGACAUCUGUGUGAUGAAUUCCUCAAUCACAUGUGUGACGAAGGACACUCUAAGCACAUUCUCCUUGAAAACUAAGAAACUCCGAAAGUGUGUGAGCGACCCCUGCACACUCCAAGACGUUCGAAAAAUGUACUUCACUGAUGACGACGACGAAAUUGGUGUCUUAGUGUAUUCCAUUGGAUGUCAAAAUGUUAUUGUGUAUUACAGAGACCUUAAAAUAGAACUGCACACAACAACAGGUAAUAUUAUGAGUCUUGACAUGAAGGAACUUUCGGACGCUAUGACGUACCAAGUCGUUGUCGGGACAUUCAGUGGCAUUCUAGAAGUCUUUACUUUAAAGAUCGACCGUGACACAAAGACUCUCAAGACGACAAAAAACAGUGAAAUUCUGGUUUCUCCGCAUCCCAUCACUAAAUUGGUCUACGUCCCCACACAGAAUUUUGUCGCAGUCAAAAGUGGAGAGCAGAUUUCAGUGGUUUCGACAGUCACUAAAAAAGUGUUGCAACAACAUGAUGAGAAGGAAGUGCUCUAUAUCAGUGCGUCGGGAAAUGGAAAUAUCUAUUACAUCAAACACGAGUCGGACUCCCUCUUCUGCGUCUUCUCUGAUAUCAAUGGAGUUAUCACCGACAAAGUUCCCAUCAGAGAAAGUGUUGUCUCCCUUGACUGUGUGUCAUGUUCCCUUAUCGAUUACGUCUUGGUCGCUACACUCGACAAAGUCUUGAUCUUCUUCAACACAUACGCCUCUCCUAUUCUGUUACAUACUAUCACUUUUGGUAUGUCGUACCCAAAAAUAAAAAUAAAAGCAAUCGUCACUCAACCAGCAAGCGUCUCAACUUCUCUUGUUGAAAAUUGGUUCUUCUAUGUCAAAGGAGUUUAUCAAGACAAUUCAGUGUUACUCCGCUGCUACACUUUAGAUGAUGUUAAAUUGGUCGCUCUGUAA